Desarmillaria tabescens is the source of this 954-nucleotide messenger RNA. RefSeq lists its product as uncharacterized. Bases 1 to 954 code for a protein of 317 amino acids. The transcript is spliced from 6 exons. The record is from RefSeq and is a predicted model, not a curated record. NCBI's taxonomy places the organism in Eukaryota, Fungi, Basidiomycota, Agaricomycetes, Agaricales, Physalacriaceae.
AUGCCGAAACAGCCCUCCACGGCCAUCGCUGGGAUACACUCUGAGCCACUGCUGUAUAAAGAGGACCUCGUCCGAAGUCAGCAUUCCACCAACAUGGCAGAUCUCAAUGCGGCUACAAUGAUGUCGCUGUCGGGACGAGUAGGUCUUGUUACAGGCGGAGGGACGGGAAUAGGCCUUAUCAUUGCCAAAGCCUUCGCUGCAAACGGAGCAAAGGUAUACAUCGUUGGGCGAAGGCUGAACGUGUUAGAGGAAGCCGCUGCGUCUGUUACAGGCCUCCCUGGAUCCAUUGUCCCACUUCAGAUGGACGUGACGGACGAAGAAAGUGUGAAGGCCGGUGUAGAGCACAUCAAAGGAAUCGACGGCAAGCUCGAUAUCCUCGUAAACAAUGCAGGCUUUGCCGCAUCCCUUCGAGACCCCGACCUUGUCGCCAAGAGGUCCGUCGCGACGGAUCCUCUCGAACUCGAGACAGUACAGAAUUGGAUGGAUAUCUUCGCGCUCAACACCAUCGCACCAUUCUUUGUCGUACGCGCCUUCCAAUCCUUGCUCAUCAAAGGAGCGCAUUCCCGCCCCCAAGGCACGUCAAGCGUCAUCAACAUCAGCAGUGUCUCGUCGAGGCUAAACACGAUGGCAUAUAUCACUUGCAUGGCGUAUUGUGCGACGAAAGUAGCCCUGGAGAAGCUUACCCUCCUUCUCGCGACAAGCUUUGCUCAGAGGAACAUCCCGAUUCGGGUGAACGCAGUGCAACCCGGCUCGUUUGCAUCGCAGAUUUUAAGUCCUGAAUUUAUUGAGACAAUCAAGACGAAGCCACCACCUGGGCUCGCAGCGCCGAUACCUGUGAGAAGACAAGGAACUGAGGCGGAGAUGGGGAUGACAGCAGUUUAUUUGGCUGUGUCGGACUACACGAACGGAGCGAUUUUGAGUAUUGAUGGUGGGGUAUCGUUGGUUAAUCCUUGA